CCUGCUUCCUGUGCAGCGGGGAAUUCUGGGUGGUGUGGGUUGGCGACUUUCCCGCCAAAAAUCUCUCCCCGUCGUCCCGGCCGCAUCCUCCCUGCGGGACUUUUGUGUUGUUGAGUUUGUGAGGAGAAGUCGAGAACAUUUUAUAAAGUUGUUGAUUCCUUGGCGAGUGACUAGCCAUGGACGCGACCAGCGGGAUGCGAGCGCGCGUGAACGCCGGCACGCUGUCCCAGCACGUGGGCAAGGUGGUGUACUUCCUCGGGAAAGUGGAGCAGGUUCACCAGUCCGGUUCGAGCUUCACCAUCAGCGACGGAGAUGGGCAGAGCAUCACCGUGGAGAUGCAGGCACCGCUGGACGAGUUGCUGAGUGGGGUGGUGGACGUGGCGGCUCGGGUCACCCACAAGGGCUCGCUGCAGUGCCUGAGCUACGAGCGCAUCCGGGAGGACAAGGUGCCCUUCGACCUCCACCUGUACAACGAGGCCAUCAAGAUCAGCCAGGACUUCUCCCAGUUCUACCUGCCGGAGCAACUUAACAUGUGAUGACCUCCGUCGUUCGAGCCCCCGUCGACCGGUCAACCCCAAACCAGCACACGGUGGAGUGGCGGGGGUUGGGGGCGGGGGUGGUGGGUCUUAACUCGCCGUGGACGGAACGGGUUCACCCAUCUCGGCAGUUCCGCGAAUUGUCGCGAUCCCAUUCCAGAGUCGCGAUGAGCACGGUUGGCUACGUACGGUGGCGAAAGGAGGUUCACCGUGCGUUCGUGCGUGGUUCGAUUCCAGGGUUGACGCUUCGAUGUUGCCGUGGUGGAAUGGCGCCUCUAGUGGCUGCAAGGGUCUUCUUCUCAUCGUACGGCUGUUGUGGAUGCAGCAGGACGACGACGCCUGCGACAAUCUCACAUUCAGGUGGUCAAGCCAGGUUGGCCACAAUGGCGAUGCGAACCCAAGAACAUGCAACACAUACGGGUCGAAAAGCAUCGGUUUUCACACGUACACGCUUCUUCCCGCGUAUCGGUGAGCUUACGGACAUAUCGACGUUAAUUGUUACUUCGUACCACCACCCAAUUAAGUACCCGCAGCGGUGGGAUUUACGUGUUGAGACUUGUACCCCUUCCUCCACUGGCCCAGUGCCAGCAUGGCACGGGUAGUUUUCCCUUUUGCCGAGCCGGAACCGAAGCCGCGCUUAACGCUGGCUUCACAGGACACAUCCACGCUAGGAGCGCGGGGCCUAGUGACGUGCGCACGAUGCGUGUUUUCACGUCACUGCGUCGUUUGCAACCCGUGCGGCUUGCGGUCAUGAGUCACGUGACGUCAGCGGCACGGCUCUACUUGUGCAGUGGAAAAUAAACCCGGAUUUCCUGACCUGUGCAGUGCUAACCCGGCAUGGCCCCAGCACAGCUCAGAUGUGCAAAUGGAAAAGAGGUAUUGGCUUGGUUCAAAAUUUAAACUAAAACUAUUUUUAUGUUACCAGGUAAGGGCCACUGAGCUAUAUAUCUCUUUUUCUAAAGCGACCUGGCUAUCUGAAAUAAUAGCUCAACGGAGUGGCGUAUCAUCCACGCGACCACGGAGAGAGAGAUGUGCAAACUCCACAUAUACAGCAAGCGUCAGGGUCAGGAUCGAACCUACGACCGCCUGCAUACCAGGCGAUGGAGUUAACAUCUAGCCGGGCGGCAUCCAAUAAGAGUCAUCACGGAGAGGUGACUCGCCUGUCUCGUAUUCUAGAUUGGUGGUUCAAAUCCUGAUCUGCUCUGUGAUAUAUUUGCACAUCACAAACAGCGUAAUCCAUUGCUGCUUAUUGUGCUCACUUAAAUUAUACUUAUGUGACGCUGACCUUCUUUAACACCGUACGUAGCCAACCGUGCUAAUUUAAUUUGUCUUUCUAAAUGUGGCCGCGCUCACGACUGCACCACCCCUGCAUUUGUAAUUUUGUAGCAUAGUAAAUUACCACCAACGGAAGUUGGGUGCAAAUGCACACAGAAGCAGAACAGGUCCACACCCUGUUGGCUUUCCACAACACCUUUACCCAGCAGCAUUUGCCUAAGCAAGCAAACUCUGGACCGGUUUCAACUUCUUGGGUCUCGUCAGCAGAGCGAGGCUUGUGAACACAAAUGCUGCCGGGUUGCCCGUCGUCAUUGGCACGAGCAGCCAAGCCACAGCGUGCAUCGUUUGUACAUAACGGAUGGGGAAUGCGUUUGUGAAUUAAAGUCAAUUUGUGGAAGGACGUGUUUUAACAUUAAGGCCAUCACUGCGGCCCAAAUAUGUUGGGGUUUGUCUUGGCCAUGGGUCAGCAACCCACAGCUCAUUGAGGGAACGGCUUCGUUGGCGUUAUCCAAAUGCAUUUUGAAAUUUAAAAAAUUUGUUUCCGAAAUGUCUUGGCCAGGAGUCGGCAAACCUGCAGGCUGUUGUACCGGAGCCGCAUGCGGAUCUUAGAGGACCGCUAUGUGACGUUAUUCACGUGCAUUUCGCCUCUUCAAUUAUUUAUUUUUGUUGUUAACGAAUUAGAAAAAAAGCGGCCGCUCUUAUUUUUUUUGUUGCCGACCCCACCCACCACCCCUGGGCUUGGGUGCAUGAAUUGAAAAAGUAAGCGCUCUUGACAUUGAAUUUGAAACGAAAGCGUUGUCACCACGUAACUUUUCUCCGCGGUUGUUCGGGCUCAAUUUUGUUUUCGCGUUGCCGCUCGGCCGAUGGCGUCGAGGUUCGGUGUAAACCCACAGCUUGUGUUGCGGAGGUUAUAAGCUAAACUAUUUUAAAACUACAUUUUAUUUCACCAGGUAAAGCCCACUGAGCUUUUAGCGGUUAUUCAGAAGCGACCUGGCCACAAAUGACAGCUCGACAAAGUGGCUUAUCACGUGGACACUUACAGCAGCCACUUAAUCUAAACGCACGUUUCUAAAUGUGGAGGGAAAACACGGAGGACCCGGAGAAAAUUUAAUGCAACCACAGGGAUAACAUGCCAACUUCAAAUAUACAGUGGGCGUCAGGGUCAGGAUCGAACCCACGACCUCCCGCAUACCAGGCGAGGGAGAUAACAUCCCGCCACCUCGGCAUUUCCCCACUGAGCCAUCGCAGUCAAAUAGCCGCGUGAAGUGUACGCUUUGUGUUGAUUCCAUUGUUGUUUUCCUUGCUUCUUGAAGUAUAAAGUGUCCGUGUUGUCGUUUCCUUGAACCCUGCAAGUGAAUUAAAACGGAAUUUGCCUUCGA
Messenger RNA from Petromyzon marinus (sea lamprey), 3190 nucleotides. RefSeq names its product replication protein A3 (gene RPA3). Gene Ontology annotation, biological process: nucleotide-excision repair; DNA replication; double-strand break repair via homologous recombination. NCBI's taxonomy places the organism in Eukaryota, Metazoa, Chordata, Hyperoartia, Petromyzontiformes, Petromyzontidae. Gene Ontology annotation, cellular component: site of double-strand break; DNA replication factor A complex; nucleus. The record is from RefSeq and is a predicted model, not a curated record. Gene Ontology annotation, molecular function: damaged DNA binding; single-stranded DNA binding.